Scomber japonicus (chub mackerel) is the source of this 1693-nucleotide messenger RNA. RefSeq lists its product as uncharacterized. The transcript has 7 exons. The coding region runs from base 96 to 860 and encodes 254 amino acids. NCBI's taxonomy places the organism in Eukaryota, Metazoa, Chordata, Actinopteri, Scombriformes, Scombridae. The record is from RefSeq and is a predicted model, not a curated record. Gene Ontology annotation, cellular component: membrane.
CCUCAGUAAACUUCACCAGGAGUAGGGAUGCUACUCCCAUUGUGUUUGUUUUACUUUCACCACUAGACGAGAGUUAGUCUCCAGGAGCGAGCAGGAUGUCUGUGGGCAUGACCAGGGCGGAUGGGGUCACUAUAUUGACUUUGACCUCCGACCCCAAAAGUGCUUGUUCACCUCUAUGCCAAAUCUUCAAGGCCCUUUGCUACAGCCCCGUAUGCUGCUCUGUGUCUCAGCAGCUGAGGAGGGAGCAGAAAACGUCUCAGUCAGUACUGGGGGCUCUGCAGAUUAUGGUCGGCUGGUUGAACAUUUCCUUUGCAGCCAUCCUCUGGUGCGGUCAUGGCCCUUGGUGGAUAAUGGAUAUCAUGUUUCCUUUUUGGCUUGGUGGAUCUUUCAUAGUUUUUGGCAUCACGUGCAUUUUGUCUGAGAAGUUUCCCAGUCGAUGUCUGGUCAUCAUCAACGUGAUUCUGAAUCUGGCAGGGGUUGGUUUUGCCAUCACAGCCAUUGUACUGCACUCCAUCAGUUUGGCAGAAAGAGAUUGGGAGUUGUGGGGGAAGUGCAGAGAUUACAGUUAUGACUACGGGUAUGGCCGUUAUGGAAGGACGACGGCAAGUCCAUCUCCUGAGAAGCUGAUCAUGAAGGAGAAAUGCUUGGAGGCAAAAGCACUGGUUCUUAUGCUUAUUAGAAGCAUGAAUGCUGUGCUGAUCAUCUUGUCGGCCCUUGAGCUCUGCCUCGUCAUCAGCUCUGUUGUCAUGGGGAUCAAAGCCCUGAAGAGCAGUCAGAAGGGAAAACAAGGUAGAAGCACUGAUGAACCAGAACACUACAAACCACCUGUGGAAGAGGUCACCACUUACCCUGUAGUCUAAAUGAACAUCUGUAAGACUGUGCAUUUACACCACUGACUGUAAACACAAUCAGCCAUAAGGUCAGGGGUAUGUUUUCCAUCAGGGGUUGCUUAAAAAUAUUUGCACUUAUAUUUUUGAUUAUAAUCUUUACUAGAUUGUAUGUGCUGCUUUCCAUAUUAUCCUCUGCUUUUUUAAACUGUUCCUAUUGAUUAUGAAUUUCUGUGCCAUGUGCCUUAUAGUCAGUAUGUGUGCAGGUGACAGGAAGGUACCUGCAUGUAUAAUGUGGUAUUGUUUGACAGGGUUUGGGCGUUUUUUUUUUGUUCUAUUUAAUCAUUAUUUUAUGAUAUUAAGCCACAUUUAUUUCUAUAUAUGAAACAGUUUAAUGACUAGUUGUGCUCUAUAAUCACAAAUUAUCUCAAUGGUUAUAAAGAAAUGCUGUCAUGUGAAGUGAAAAAUUGAAUUAAAGCCAUUUUUUGCUCAGUAUAGUCAAUCCAGCUGAUGUGACUGUCAUUUUAUCUGUACCAAUAUGAAUACACUGUACUUUUUGAUUGAGUUUUACCUUUUUUGGUAUCAAUCUGAGAACCUGUAUCAGAAGAAGACGUUUUAAUCAUGUUAUCACACAGAAAGUAUUCUGGCCAGGAAAUAUACCAGUUUAUAAAUCCCCCUAAUGUGUCAUUUGUCAGGUCAGUUAUGUUGAGUUCAGUAUAGAUCACUGUUUCUUCAGUUGACCUCAGUGUGAUUUAAAGGGUCCUAGUUUUGAAAUAGUUAUUCUUUCAUUCAUAUAUUUUUGUAUUUUGGAAAAAACUUUUUUUUUUAAAUUUUAAGUCAAGUUGUAAAUAAAUUAACAUUUUGUG